This is a messenger RNA of Jaculus jaculus (lesser Egyptian jerboa), 1872 nucleotides long. It is a transcript of the gene Itk, whose product is annotated as IL2 inducible T cell kinase. Lineage: Eukaryota; Metazoa; Chordata; Mammalia; Rodentia; Dipodidae. Gene Ontology annotation, molecular function: ATP binding; non-membrane spanning protein tyrosine kinase activity; protein binding. The transcript has 17 exons. The record is from RefSeq and is a predicted model, not a curated record. Gene Ontology annotation, biological process: T cell receptor signaling pathway; B cell receptor signaling pathway; peptidyl-tyrosine autophosphorylation. Bases 1 to 1872 code for a protein of 623 amino acids.
AUGAACAACUUCGUCCUCCUGGAAGAGCAACUGAUCAAGAAAUCCCAGCAGAAGAGAAGGACGUCCCCCUCGAAUUUUAAAGUCCGCUUGUUUGUUUUAACCAAAGCCAGCCUGGCAUACUUCGAGGACCGCCAUGGGAAGAAGCGCACAUUGAAGGGCUCCAUCGAACUCUCCAGAAUCAAAUGUGUGGAGAUUGUGAAGAGCGACAUUAGCAUUCCGUGCCACUAUAAAUACCCCUUCCAGGUCAUGCAUGACAACUACCUCCUAUACGUGUUUGCUCCAGACCGGGAGAGCCGGCAGCGCUGGGUCCUGGCCCUUAAAGAAGAAACGAGGAACAACAACAGCCUGGUGUCCACAUUUCACCCUAACUUCUGGAUGGAUGGGAGAUGGAGGUGCUGCUCCCAACUGGGGAAGCUUGCGGGUGGCUGUACCCCAUAUGACCCCACCAAGAAUGCUUCAAAGAAACCUCUCCCUCCCACUCCUGAAGACAACAGGGUGAGUGAGAGGUCACUUCCGGAACCCGAGGAAACCCUGGUCAUUGCCUUGUAUGACUACCAGACCGACGACCCUCAGGAGCUCACGCUGCGGUGCAGUGAUGAAUACUGCCUUCUGGACAGCUCCGAGACGCACUGGUGGAGAGUUCAAGACAGGAACGGGCAUGAAGGAUAUGUACCAAGCAGCUAUCUGGUGGAGAAGUCACCAAAUAGCCUGGAAACCUAUGAGUGGUACAAUAAGAGCAUCAGCCGAGACAGAGCUGAGAAACUCCUGCUGGACGUGGGCAAAGAAGGAGCCUUCAUGGUGCGAGAUUCCAGGACCCCAGGGACCUACACCGUCUCUGUGUUCACCAAGGCCAUCAUAAGUGAGAAUACCCCUUGUAUAAAGCAUUAUCACAUCAAAGAAACAAGCGACAACCCCAAGCGAUACUAUGUGGCUGAAAAGUAUGUGUUUGACUCUAUCCCUCUCCUCAUCAAUUACCACCAGUACAACGGAGGAGGCCUGGUGACUCGACUCCGGCACCCAGUUUGUUCCUGGAGAAAGAAGGCGCCAGUCACAGCAGGACUGAGAUACGGGAAGUGGGUGAUCCACCCCUCGGAGCUCACGUUUGUGCAGGAGAUCGGCAGCGGGCAGUUUGGGCUGGUGCACCUUGGCUACUGGCUCAACAAGGACAAAGUGGCCAUCAAGACCAUCCAAGAAGGGGCAAUGUCCGAGGAGGACUUCAUAGAGGAGGCAGAGGUCAUGAUGAAACUCUCUCAUCCCAAACUGGUCCAGCUGUAUGGAGUGUGCCUGGAGCAAGCCCCCAUCUGCCUGGUGUUUGAGUUCAUGGAGCACGGCUGCCUGUCGGAUUACCUACGCAGUCAGCGGGGGCUGUUUGCUGCCGAGACGCUACUGGGCAUGUGCCUGGAUGUGUGUGAAGGCAUGGCCUACCUGGAAAAGGCGUGUGUCAUCCACAGAGACCUGGCUGCCCGAAAUUGUUUGGUGGGAGAGAACCAAGUCACCAAGGUGUCCGACUUUGGGAUGACGAGGUUCGUUCUGGACGAUCAGUAUACCAGUUCCACGGGUACCAAGUUCCCAGUGAAGUGGGCUUCCCCGGAAGUGUUCUCUUUCAGUCGCUACAGCAGCAAGUCAGAUGUGUGGUCAUUUGGUGUGUUGAUGUGGGAGGUCUUCAGCGAGGGCAAAAUCCCCUAUGAAAACCGGAGUAACUCUGAGGUAGUGGAAGACAUCAGUACUGGCUUCCGGCUGUACAAGCCCCGCCUGGCCUCCUCACAAGUCUACCAGAUCAUGAACGCUUGCUGGAAAGAGAAACCGGAAGACCGGCCACCCUUCUGCAGACUGUUGAACGAGUUGGCUGAAAUCGCAGAAUCCGGGCUUUAG